Molecule: messenger RNA, 11328 nt
Organism: Scylla paramamosain (green mud crab)
Lineage: Eukaryota; Metazoa; Arthropoda; Malacostraca; Decapoda; Portunidae
Exons: 12
Coding region: 1218-3044 (608 amino acids)
Cellular component (GO): membrane
Source: RefSeq, a predicted model, not a curated record
GUAGUAGUAGCAGUAGUAGCAGCAACACCAGUAUGGCUUCUCGCUGAUGUUGUCGUCAUUGUCACACGCUUAUUGCCUGGGCAGCGUGACGUCAGACAGGUGGCGGAGUGACGCAGGGUGAGCCGAGUGAGUGACGGGGAGAGACAAUGAGGUGUCACGGGGGGAGGGGAAGGCCGCCACCACCACCACCACCACCACGUCACGCCCUUUGUACUGUCUUCACUGUCUCCACCGCCGCCACACAAUGCCUGCCGUGGCGCUGACCUGUUGUUGGGACACUUAAAGGAGGCGCUGAAGGAGGAGGAGCAGAAAUGAGCGCCGCGACCCCCGCCAGCCUGAACACAUGAAGGAGUCCCAGCAGGGGGCGUCAUGAGGCCGAGGUGCUGGAGAAGCCCCCCCCUACCUCCACCACUACCACCCUCACCACCACACCACCAACACCAACACCACCUCCACCACUUGUUUUCUACUCUACUUUAAGGAUUUUGUGGAGUGUUUGUCCUUAUCCACUACCUCCUCCCCAUCCUCCUCCUCCUCCUCCUCCACUUCCGCCUCCACUCCUUAGUAUGGAUGUACCCUCUCUUUCACUGAUCUAGCCUCUCUCUCUCUCUCUCUCUCUCUCUCUCUCUCUCUCUCUCUCUCUCUCUCUCUCUCUCUCUCUCUCUCUCUCUCUCUCUCUCUCUCUCUCUCGUUUUUCCUUCAGCUAGUUAAACCAUCACACACACACACACACACACACACACACACACACACACACACACACACACACACACACACACAAACUAACUAACUAACUAACUAAUUAACUAAUAUACCUCUUUGAAAACGUAACAUCAAAAUAAAAAAUAAAAGGGAUAACAGGUAGAUAGAUAGAUAGAUAGAUAGAUAGAUAGAUAGAUAAAUAGAUAGAUAGAUGAUAAAUAAAGAGAUAUAUAUUUUUAACUCCUCUGGUAUAUACAUAUAUAUUUUUUUUAAAUAAUCAUAAUCUAUUUUGUAUACUCAACUCCAUUUACACACACACACACACGAGUAUCUACAUGUGCGUGUGUGUGUAUGUACAUUACUUGAUUAAUCAGUGAGGGAGUAUAUAAGCAUUUAAAAAAAGACACAAUAAACCUUUUCCUCUUUUCUCUCCCUCCCUUUAACUCCCUUGCUGUCCCUUGCUCUCCCUUCACCUUCCCAACACUCUCACACACGCACACACUCACACACUCACAAUGGCGAAUGUUAACAAGAAUCUGGUAAUGCUGAAGCUGCUCCUCUUCACUUUCUAUGGAGCCCUGGGGUGCGUGAUGGUCUUCCUGAAUAUCCACAUGAGGUUUCUGGGGAUCAGCAUGCAGGAGGUGACAUGGAUCAACUCCGCCCUGCCGCUCUUUGCCCUCAUUGGCCCGCCCAUUGUGGGGAUGGUGGCCGACAAGCUGGGACACUACAGGGCCAUCACCAUCAUCUGCAUGCUCUUUGCAAUGUUUCUUCACGUUGGCCUCCUGUUUGUGCCAUCCUGCAAGUCCACCAGUGCUGAGGACACCCCACUGUCCCUGCACUGCUCCUCCAAUAAGGCCACGCUGGAGGUGGAGUCCUGCUUGUCCACCUGCUCCCGGCCCCUCCCCCUCAUGUCCAAUACCUUCCAAGUGGACAACUGUCGGCUGGUGUGUGAGGAGCAGGUGACCAUCAGGGAGGCAGGCAACGAGACCAAUUUUGAGGGCGAGGCAGGCAAGGAAGACACCAGUGCACAGUUCUUCAUGCUGCUGCAGCCAGCCCAUGGCACCCCACAGUACCUGCCCUUUGAUGGGGAGCAGCAGGUCACAUUUAGGUUUAAUGAGUCAGUGAUGCCAGAAGAGGAGAUGAGGAGAGAAAAGGAGGAUGAGGAGGAGCACAAGGAGGAGGAUGCAUCUUGCCGAUAUUCUCUGCAGAACUUCCUGUAUGAGAGCGCCAGUUACACCAACCUCUCCUGCCAUACUAGGGAGCCGCACUGCCAGAUUGUGUGCAACGUGACCAAGCAGGGCAAUGACACACAGCUGCUGGACACCUCGUCAUGCUGCAGGGUGACGCUGUGGGUGUACUUCAGUCUUAGGGCACUGGCUGAAAUGUUCUCCUCCAUCCUGGUGUCGCUGCUGGAGGCUGUGGCGCUGACGAUGGUCCACCAGCACAAUGGAGACUACGGCAGGGAGAAGAUGUUUGGUCUCCUCGCUGUGGCCCUCUUCACACCCCUCAGUGGCUUCCUGGUGGACUCCAAGGUGGGCACGUUUGGCAUCUACAGCUAUGCCCCGGUUUUCUAUGUGUUUGGCACCCUUAUGCUCAUCACUCUUGUCACCACCUUCGCCCUGCCCAUCCAGGUUAAGAUCCAGCGUCGCAGCCUGCUGAAGAACAUGGCCCAGCUGGUGCGGACGGCUGAGCUGAGUGUGCUGCUGCUGAUCAUGACGAUCCUGGGCACCUUCUGGGGGUACCUCAUCACCUUUGUCUACCUAUACCUGGAGGACCUCAAGGCCAGCAAGCUGCUCAUUGGCCUCACCACCUCCUUCAGCAUCCUGCCGUCCGUGCCCUUCCUCUACCGCAGCGGCGUGGUGGUCAAGUACUGUGGCCACCACUACCUCAUCAUGCUGGCCUUUGUGGGCUACUGCGUCAGGUUUGCUGGCCUGUCUUACAUCACCAAUCCGUGGUGGGUGGCCCUCAUCGACACCUUGGAACUCUUCACCCUCAACCUCCUCAAUGUGUCAGCGGCAACUCUUGCCUACAAGCUCGCCCCCAAGACCUUUGUGGCUACGGCUCAGGCCCUUGUCUGGGUGUCCCACUACAACAUAGGUCGGUGCAUUGGGACCUUCGUGGGCGGCCACCUGCUGGUGAAAUAUGGUCACAGGCGAGUGUUCCAGGGUGCCUCAGUGAUGGCUGCUACAUGUGCUGCUAUAUACCUCAGCCUGCACCAGCUUAUUAACUACUGCAAGGCCCAGAGGAGUGCUGCCCCUAAGCCACAGCCAGUCAGGGAGAAUGGCAACAUUCCCAAUGGCCGCUACACUCCCCUGGCUGUGGCAGAGGAUGAGAGGUUUUGAUGGAGGCCUGCACUAGACAUCAGCAAGUCAGGUUACCACAGCUGGCUGGGGGAAGUGUGUGAGGCGGCGCUGAAAUGAAAAGCUCUGUGAUAUUUCAGGCUGAAGUUUAUACCAGGUGAUGAUACAUAGGGACCUUCACAACAGGAUAUAGUCAUGUAAAUAUGACCCUUAAGCCAUUACUGUUAGUGCUUAUGAUGUGUUUGUGUGUACAAGAACAACCCCUCCCCCUUCCCCUCUCCAGAGAAUGUUAUGCCAGAAGUUAGAGGAACUGAUCCAGGUUUUUGUGUUAUGAAGGGAUUGAGUUUUCAUGUUCUGUUAAUGGAAGGGAAUGUGUAGGUUGUGUGGGGCUACUCUGAGGGGCUGUGGGGUCUUCUGAGGGGGUGUGUGGUCUUGUGAGGGUCUCUAUCACCUGUAUGGCUGUGUGAGGGGCUGUUUAGCUUUCCGAGGGUCCAUGUGGCCAUGGGAGUCACACUUGGGGGCAGGAUAUGGUGCUAUGAGCGUGUCAGUCCCUUGGCCAAGCACAUUGUUGCCGCAGUCACUAGUGUAUGUACAAGAUUAGCAUUGACGUGAGUACCCUGCUUCACUCCGGUCAGUGCUACGUCAACCAAACCCUGAAUGUACAAUGAAGUAGCCGUAUGUGUGUGUAUAUAGCGAACAGUGACCACAGCUGGUGCCCCUCAUGUCUCAGUGUCUGUAUAUCUUGUGUGCAUGGCUGAGGUGACCACUGCCAGCCUGUGUUAUUCCUGGAGGGGCUCAGCAGGACUAAGUGGUGUCCAGAGAGACUGAGUGAUGUUCCUUAGCACAGCAGCAUGUGGAGGUGUGGAGACUUUCUGUGUGAGAGAUGCUGUGCUGGGAGGAGGAGGAGGAGGAGGAGGAGGAGGAGGAGACUAGUUUUCCCUCAUCUUUGUUAAUGAGGCUGAAGGAAACUCAUGUAUAUGGUGCCAAAAAUUGAAGAAAGACAUGCUGUGAGGAAGAAAAAACAAGACAAAAAAGUAAAAAAAGUAUAGAUACAUAUAUAUAUGUAUUAAAUAACAAAUAACUCCACUUGUAUCCUUGUCAGUCUGUCUGUGUGUCUACCUAUCUGUCUGUUCAUCAUCCUCACCAAGUAAUCUUAAGAUGACCCUGUAAUUACCAAGCAUCCAGACAACACUACAUCUACUGUCUGUCUAUCUAUACAUCCACUCUUUACUUAUACUACUCUGCAUGUUUGUCCAUCAUCCAUUUUCAGUAACCACCCACACAACUCUGCAUCUGUCUACCUAUCAAUCCAUCACUCUCAGUAUGAAGCCAUAAGAUAAUGAUGCUUUUACCAAUCACCCACAUGACUCUUGAUCUUCCCUGCCUGACUCCUGCCUCUGUGUUACCUUUAGAUGUAUGUUACUCUUAAACCAGACCCUAGCUGAAGUAUUAAGUGUGCAUGGAAACUCAGCCCAUUCAGUCCAUCCAAAGACUGUGUUGGGAUAGUAAGGAGGGUAUGUCUUGUUACCAGUCAGUGUUACCAUCUAGGGCUGGUGUGGUGUGUGUUAUGGUGUGGUAAGUGGUGAGCGCCCAUGAGUAUUGUAUUAUGGUGAUGUUACCUACCUUGGUGGUGAAUUGUUGCUAAGAGUACAGUUGUGUUACCAUCUGUUAUGUAACUUUGAAGUAUAUCUGUCUAUCUGUCUAUCUGUUGGUCUAUUUGUGUUUUGUUGUGUUGUGUUUUGUUGUUUUGUGUGUACUUACCAUGUAUGUGUGUGUUUCUUAUUGUUAUUUUGUUUGUGGUUAUUAUUAUUAUUAUUAUUUUUUUUAUUGUGCAUGUGUUGCAAAAGGUAUGUCUGUAGCAGUAUUGUCUUGUUUCUGUAUCUAUAUUAUUUAUGUCUUUUUUGUUUUUGUAAUUGUUGAAGGAUGUAGUAGUAUUGUCUUUUCUUCUUCCUUUCCUUAUUUUAACAACUGAAAAGGAGUAUGUGGUGGUAUGAUAUCUUCCAUUUGUCUUAUUUUUAUUUGUUGCUAUUGAAAGCAUGUAUGUUGUUGUACUAUGUUUUUUUUUUCAUUUUGUUUUUAUUUUUUGUAUUUUAAAAUAUGUAAUAGUAGUAUCAUGUCUUCCUUUUUUCUUCUUCCUCUUUUCUUUCUAGUUCAGAAACUGGUAAGAAGGAUGUAUGUACUCGUAUAUGUUUUUGUCCUCUCACUCUCUCUUUUUUUCCUAUUGUAGGUCUUGUUCAGUAUAUAUAUAUAUAUAUAUAUAUAUAUAUAUAUAUAUAUAUAUAUAUAUAUAUAUAUAUAUAUAUAUGCAUAGUAUACCACAUGUUUUUAGCUAGUCUCUUAAUGUUAACUUUAAGCAGUGUAAUCAAUAUUCACUGUUAUGAAAGUUUAGUGAGAAUGAACCAAGUUGUAAUACAAGGAGCACGUUUAUUGCUGCUCUCUCAGGAAGACACCAGUGAUGUCCUCCACUCAGUCUUGCCACAGACCACUCCUGCCAGUGUCCUUCACUAACUGCAUUGUAAUAACUGGAAGUACAAGGGCCCCAGAAGCAAAGGGGAUUGACGAUAGUUUUAUCCUCACGUCUAGGUCUGCAGUAAAACAGCAGAGUGCAUUAUCUCCAAAAGUCCUGGUACCUGUGGAAUUGGCAGAAAGUGAUAAAUCAAAUGCUUAUGGUGAAUUACACCUAUCUUGCCAUUGUACCCAGCUCUGUACAGACACAUUGCAUUAACUCCUCAGUUUUUCCUCAGUAUUACAAAUCUUGAUCAUUGAUUUUCUUGAAAUGUGGAUUUCAGAAUUAAUGCACCCUGACUUUUUGCUAUAUAUAUAUAUAUAUAUAUAUAUAUAUAUAUAUAUAUAUAUAUAUAUAUAUAUAUAUAUAUAUAUAUAUAUAUAUAUAUAUAUAUAUAUAUAUAUAUAUAUAUAUAUAUAUAUAUAUAUAUAUAUAUAUAUAUAUAUAUAUAUCUUCCCUGCAGGGCACUGUGCUUCUUACCUCCAUGCCAGGGGUUCACUUUCCAGCAGGGCGACUCUCAAGGGUAAAAAAUUAUCUUGUCUUCAGGUGAAUUUCUGAGUACUAUUUCUACAGUGCUCUGAAGGGAUGUGAUGGUGUGAUGUGUUAGUUUUGUUCUUGCUUUGUGUGAAUAACCUUGGUGAUUCAUGCAGAGAAAACAGAAACCUACAGGCACUAGAAUAUUUGAAUUACUUAAUUACUCUUUUUGUUACCUCUGAUUACUUAUUCAUACUUUUAAUUCAUAAAUGUGAAUUCUGCAUCUGUAAAUCAGGGUAAAGCACAAGAUUAUGGAUGUAAAUCAAACUUUCAUAGAUUGAAAUUUGCCUUUAGUCCUUUCCUUUUAUUCACCAAUACUUUCAUUCAUCUUCAUAGUGACUUGGAAUGGUAAUGAGAUGCUACUUCACUUGGGUAACUCUUUGCAACAGCAUGAAAUAAAACAAAACUAAAAAGCCUUAAUUACCACUUGAUACUCAUUUUACUGCUGCUGGUGUCUCUUCAUAUUAUUUUUUUUUUAAUUUGUGGAUGUGAAUUCUGCUUGUGUAAAAAAGGACAAUGGAUAAAAUUCUCUUCAUAAAUGAUACAUUCAUGGAGAGAUUCACCUUUACUUCUUUGCUCUUCUUCUGCAACACUUCUCUUCCUUGCCUCAAGCAGUACAGGACAAGUGAGUGAGUGUGACUGUUGUCGUGUGUCCUGUAGGGUGGCACGGCACUGUGGUGUGAACCAAUAGUCCGUUACGCACUCUGGGGAGUCUGGGAAACACAGUAUUGGAGGACCAGAUUGUAUUGUGACCACUGGACUAAAAGUUAUAUGUAUACAGGUCCUCAUGCAUGUAUUACUCAUUCCCUGUUGUGUAAUGUAUAUUGCAUACAUACCUACAUAUUUGUAUGUUAUUACUUUUUUACUCUAAGAGAAAUACUAUUCAGAUUUGAUAUGAGUGAGAAUCUGUAUGUUAGUAAUCAGUAAAUUUUCAGCCUUAGCUAGACUGUGUUGCCGAUGAGAUAUAUUAACUCCCUGCAGCCACCACAGUGAACCCUUGCUGUAAUGAGCCACCAGAGGGCAAGACUAGCUUAUUUCCAAAAACUGCCUCUAUCUGAUGGUUGUUACAGUGAAGUCUUUUAGCAAACUCAGGUCGCUAUAUAAAGGCAGUCAUUCAGUAAUAUAUAUUUGUACAACACUCACUGUAUCUUUCCUGACUUUCUGCUGUAUUUAGUGAAGAUUAGUUCACUGUGUGCUGUGGGUGGGAGGCUCUGUGGACUUGUUAUAUUUUUGCUUCACAACAAUGCCAGGCUUGUUCAGUGGCUCAGAACAUUCCUCACAUCCAGCAGUUACUGUACCAGGGUUUGCUGCAUGGGGGUGCACUGUAUCCUGUUACCAAAUAUGCCCUGAAGUGUUGCCACCUGUUGAUGUGAUGAGCUGGGUGAAUAAGUUAUGAGUGAGUGAUGAGUGGUGAGUGAGUGGUGAGUGCUUCCCCUGAUGGUGGUGGUGGUGGUGGGGGAGGGUAGGGAUGCAGCUAGUCAGGAAGUCAGCAGCAGUAUGAGUUGGUGGUGGCGGUGUGAGAGUUGCACAGAUGACAUGAGAGUCUGGGAUUGAUGGACAUGUGAUGAAUAUGAUGAUGUGCGGAAGCAUCAUUGAUUGGCAAAGUGCAAUACUGGAGAUGAUAUACAUAGAUGAUUAGUAUACCUAUUAUUAUUACCUAUACAUAUGCUCAAAUUAAAGAAUAUUAGUGGGUAUAGUGUAUGUACGUACAGUAAUUGUCGAAUCAGUUGUUAAUUAAGCUAGACAAUCCACCAACACUAAAGGUGAAAAAAUAGAUUAACAUAGUGUAAAUUUAAUUAGAUAUUGAAUAGAACUAUAUAAGAUUCUAGCUAUAACCCUUUCACUGCAAUGUACUACAAAUCACAGCAUCUAAAAUUUGACACAAAAUUCAGAAGCAUCUGUGAAAGAAAAAAAGAUUAAGGCAACAGAUUUUCCAAUACCCAGCUGGUACACCAUUCAGAAAUGGCUGUGGGGUGAAAAGAAACAUGUCAAAGGGUCUUAUGAUGAAGUAUGGAUGUGUCACGUAACAAAGAUGUAUGUAUAUAUUUUUUGUUCUCUCCCUUUUUUGUCUAUUUUUCUGGGUCUUGUUUAGCAUACCAAAUAGAAGGAGAAAUGCAUCAAGUAACAAAAUAACAGUGAGAGGGUUAGAUAGCAUUGCAGUGACCAGGGUGGAGGAUCAGCGACUGGUCUUGUAAGCCACCUGUCCUCCUUGGGUUGUGAUGAGUGAUGCACAUUAGUCACUGGUGGGAGCGGCAAGCACUGGGCCUCCGCUGCUGCCCGAUAGGUUCCCUCCGGCUCCCAGUUUGCCCAGAGAGCGCCGGGGUUCCUGAUACCAAGCGUUAGUGUUAGGGUCUGUCUUUGUGUUCUGUAGGCCAGGCAUUAUUGUUUAGUAGGUGUGUUUGGGUGAGUGAAAUGACUCCAGUGGGUUUUGUUGUGUCCGUGUGGGGUUAGGAUAUGUGUGUGUGUGUGUGUGUGUGUGUGUGUGUGUGUUUGAUAGGUGUGUUUAGGUGACUGAGAUGACUCCAGUGGGUUUUGUUGUGUCCAUGUGGGGUUAGGAUACGCGUGUGUGUGUGUGUGUGUUUGAUAGGUGUGUUUGAGUGACUGAGAUGACUCCAGUGGGUUUUGUUGGGUCGUGUGGGGGUUAGGAUAUGUGUAUGUGUGUUGUGUGUUUGAUAGGUGUGUUUGGUUGAGCGAGAUGACUCCAGUUGGUUUUGUUGAGGUGGGUUAUUGAGUCAAAGGAAUUAUGGUGCAUGUGUGUGUGUGUUUUGUUUGAAUGACCAAGAUAAUGCUAUUAUUGAGUUUAUAAGGGACUAAUCUGUGUGCAUGUAUGUGUGUGUUAAUGAUAUACCUGUUUUUGCUUCAUGUCUUACUCAUUCCAACUUUUUUUUUAUCAACCAUUAUCUGUUUUGUAUAUAUAUCAUUGAUGUUUUUAUGAGUUUAUCAGAAGACGUGCUUUGAGGGGUCUAUCUGUCUGUCAUUUUGUCUGUGCUGGGCCCCAAACUGUUUUCCGUAUCAUUUAUUAUCAUCGUAUAUUUUUCUCCCGCUUAUAUUGACAGCAGUUCAUAACGGUGUAGAUAGUUGCACUAAAACCCCCAAGAUUACAAGCCAAUUAAUCCCACACAUAUUCUACCAGUACAGUUGUUAGUCAGUAAGGAGACGGCAAGAGACGGACACACGCUCUGUCUGUCCGCUUGCCUCAAACAUUAUGUAUUAAUACUCUGAUACAUUUUCUAUGCAUUCUGUUGUUUGAUUAUCCUCUUAUUUUUAAAGUUUAUUUAUUAUUUUUUUGCGUAAUGGAAUGUAUGGUGUUUCUUGAAUUAGCAUUGUGUUUUGGAUUAUUCUUUCCUUUUUCCUUAAUUUCUUUAAGUCAAUAUGGAGUGUUUUGUGUUUCAAUCAAUUAUUGGUUUCUCCAGUUACCUAUCUUCUCUUUUGUAUGAAUGUGAAUGAAGUGUUUUUGUAUGAAUUUAGUAUGAUUUGCAAUUCACAUUAUUAUUUUAUGUAUGAAUAAGUACUUUUUGCCAUUUAACACUUUUUUUUUAAGAAUUAAAUAUCAUCUACAAUUCUACAUUCUUUUUUCUUACUGUACUAAGUAUUUUCAGUAACUCAUAUUUUUUUUAUCUGGGCACACUUGUAAAGAAUUGAAUGAUACUGUAUCUACACUUUGCAACAUUCAUCAUAGCAACAUGGUCUUUGAUACCACAUUACAACUCUCACUCAUGUCAUUUUGCUCGUCACAUCAUAUGAUAUCGCCAGCAACAACACACUAAACAAUGGACUCCACAAACGACCCCAAAACCUGAGUAGAUUUUGGCCGACCUUUCACUCUUUCCUAUCAGUUUUUCCCUGCUACACAGGUAUUUACUGCCCCACCACUACACAAGGAGUAACAUACAUAAAUAGAAACACCACAAUAUUCCAUUACAGAACUUUAUUAAUUACACAGGACACAACCCAUCAACCCUAUCAACAUUUCACUUUUCUUUUCAUACAGUCUCUUCAUGUUAGUUAUGUAGUUAAUAUGUUACUGUAUCAAGUAGCCUGGUAUUACUGGCACAAGCUUAAGAGGUGUUAUACAUGCAGUAUUUGUUAAAGUACAUUACCUUCCUUCAUACAGUACUUUUUAGGAUAUAUUAGGCUUAUGGCAACAAGGCUUAUGGCAACAGUGUGGACAGGUACAGUGGCUCCCAAAACUCUCUUUAAAGUAAGGUGUGAACUGUGGCAUAAUAAACAAUAUGAAACCUGCUGCUUGAUCAUGUGUGGCAUUGGUAAGGUUGAUAUGCAUGGAUUCACGUGAUGCUGAUAUGACCGCCUAUUUUCUGGGUCGUAAUAUAUGGCAAUCAUCCCUAGUGUGAAGGACUGCCAACUGUUGCCACUGUAAUCACCAAACAUGCCAAAUAAUAUUGUCCAAUGUGUCACAGAGUAGAUCUCUUAUUUAUUAAAGAUAGUUUUGGGAGCACCUGUACAGCCAGCACUCCUAGUACCAAGUCAGACUGCAUCCACUGUACAUGAGUCUAACAUUUGGAGCAAGCUAACCCUAACAAGUAUUGCAUCCAGGAGACCUCUUACAGAAGUAAUGCUACUAAGUUAUGACAAGUGCAGUAGCUUGCUUUUGUAUACAUACUAUGCUACCAGGCAUGGAAAUAUUAUGAACAUGCUGCACACAUUCUUAAUAUGGUGAGUUGACACAUAUUUCAGUGGUCUGUAAUCUUGUACUUUCAAAUCAUUAUCAUCAUUAUACUGUUUAACAUCCAAAUUUUCCCUUAUAUUUUGAUAUCUUACUCUGCAAGUUUUAGUUUACACAGCAACAAAAAAUCAACACUUCUUGUACUUCAUAAGUUCAAUCAUUUUAAUACACAAACCCCUAAAUAAACAACCACACGGAUAUCAACAUUAUAAAAAAGGAAAGAUAUUGAAAAAAAAUCCAACAUAUUGCAUGGCUCUCGCUCUUAAGCUGAGCUGAGAACUCAUGAAGGUAUCAUGAUCAGAGUAUAAAUAGAUUAUCAUAAUCCACAAUACACAAUAAAACAGGUACAGUGAUUAAUGUCUAAGUUCCUACAGAUACAGGUAAGCCAGCUGGACAAGCCCAAAUGAGGGAGACGCAGGAAGGAAACAAGACAGGUGAAGAGAGUGCAAUGUGUAUGUAAAGAUUAGAGAGGAAAGAAUGGCUAUGAAUUGAAUAUUAUUAAAGAGAGAGAGAGAGAGAGAGAGAGAGAGAGAGAGAGAGAGAGAGAGAGAGAGAGAGAGAGAGAGAGAGAGAGAGAGAGAGAGAGAGAGAGAGAGAGAGAG